GGCAAGGCACAGGCUGAUAGCAGAGCAAUCACCACCAAGACUGUAAUAACUGCAAGGGCUCAGCUGAAGGGUGCCCGAGGGGCCACGGAGUGAGGAUGGAGAAAGGAAUGAAUGUUCUUCAUGACUUUGGGAUCCAGUCAACGCACUACCUCCAGGUGAAUUACCAGGACUCCCAGGAUUGGUUCAUCUUGGUGUCCGUGAUUGCAGACCUCAGGAAUGCCUUCUAUGUCCUCUUCCCCAUCUGGUUCCAUCUUCGCGAAGCUGUGGGCAUUAAACUCCUCUGGGUAGCUGUGAUUGGAGACUGGCUCAACCUCGUCUUUAAGUGGAUUCUCUUUGGACAGCGUCCAUACUGGUGGGUCAUGGACACCGACUACUACGGCAACACCUCCGUGCCACUGAUAAAGCAGUUCCCAGUCACCUGCGAGACUGGACCAGGAAGUCCCUCUGGUCAUGCCAUGGGUACAGCAGGUGUAUACUAUGUGAUGGUCACAUCCACCCUCUCUAUGUUUCGGGGAAAGAAAAAGCCAACCUACAGAUUUCGGUGCUUGAACGUCAUUUUGUGGUUGGGAUUCUGGGCAGUGCAGCUGAACGUCUGUUUGUCCCGAAUCUACCUUGCUGCUCAUUUUCCCCAUCAGGUUGUCGCUGGAGUUCUAUCAGGCAUUGCUGUUGCUGAAACUUUCCGCCACAUCCAGAGCAUCUACAAUGCCAGCCUCAAGAAAUAUUUUCUCAUUACCUUCUUCCUGCUCAGCUUUGCCAUUGGAUUUUACCUGCUGCUAAAGGGGUUGGGUGUAGACCUCCUGUGGACACUAGAAAAAGCCAGGAGAUGGUGUGAGCGGCCAGAAUGGGUCCACAUUGACACCACACCCUUUGCCAGCCUCCUCAAGAAUGUGGGCACCCUCUUCGGCUUGGGGCUGGCUCUCAACUCCAGCAUGUAUCGGGAGAGCUGCAAGGGCACACUUAGCAAGUGGUUCCCAUUCCGCCUCAGCUGUAUUGUGGUCUCUCUCAUUCUCCUGCACCUCUUUGACUCUUUGAAACCCCCAUCCCAAAUUGAGCUGAUCUUCUACAUCCUGUCCUUCUGCAAGAGUGCAGCGGUGCCCCUGGCAUCUGUCAGCCUCAUACCCUACUGCCUUGCCCGGGUCCUGGGCCAGCCAGACAAGAAGUCUUUGUAAAGGAUGUGGAGUCUUCAGUAUUCAAAGUCAAUGACUGUGCCAACGAUUGAGGAUGGCUAGGAUCUUCUGCCAGCCUGUUUUGUGGCCAGAGGUGCUAGAGUCAGCUGAGAAAGCCUUGUCUGUUAAAAGUUCGGUCAUUCUGGAUUUUUCCCUGAAGACUUGCUUGUUCUUUUAGACAUACAAAAGCAAGACUUCCAGGAAGGGUCAGCUCAUCCCAGGUGGGAGAUCCCCACUGAAAAUUUUCUACCUGUCCCCAUCCUUACCCAGACAAGGGAAAGGAGCAGUGAAUUUGAUAGGGAAAGCAGGACCAUUAAGGAAGACUUUUUAGGAUCUUGCGUAUCAUGCAAUUUAUGUUAAACAAUACCUAAAUGGCUUUGUUCAUAUUUGAAUCUUUAGGUAGGGACUCUCAAUAGUGGGGGACCAACUUAAAGUCUAAUUAUAGGUAGUUAGUGGGGUAAUUCUGCUUCUUGUAUUUUUCUAUUAUAUAUCUGUGGUCAUUGUAUUUACGAGGCUUUCUGAAUGGCCACAGAGACCUAGAUUUGUACUAGGUCGGAGCAUUCAGGUACAGUCAGCUUCUCUUCUAUCACACUAGAUCUUCCUCCUUGUUAGCUCGGCUUUCCCUAGAAUUUUCCACCAGCCCCACAUCCUGUCGGAUGCUCAAAUGCCUAAAGGCAACUCUGGGUAGUGCUUUGUAUGGUUUAGUUAAGUUCUGAAAUCUUGGGCAAAAAGGCGAGGAGAGGGCAGGGAGAGACAAGGAUUCCUCUCUCCAAAAGGUCACUCCAAUGUUACUUUUGAUUCCUAGAGGGUAAAUAUGACUCCUUUCUCUAUCCCAAGCCAACCAAGAGCACAUUCUUGGAGGAAAAGUCAGCUCUUCCUUGUCUGUUCUUCAGUCUCAGUUGAUUUGUAGAAUAUGCCUUAAAAAAAUGUUAAAGUCUAUUUAUUUGAGAGUCCUUGUUUUUGCUACUAAUUAUAGAGUUCGCCAUAUAUUACCAUUCACACCAAUCAUCCUGGUCAUAGCAUCUUUGAAAAGAAAAAUAUAUAUGUGCAGUAUUUUAUUAAAACAACAUUUUAUUUAAGAA
Messenger RNA from Lynx canadensis (Canada lynx), 2248 nucleotides. It is a transcript of the gene G6PC1, whose product is annotated as glucose-6-phosphatase catalytic subunit. Gene Ontology annotation, biological process: glucose 6-phosphate metabolic process; gluconeogenesis. Gene Ontology annotation, cellular component: membrane. Lineage: Eukaryota; Metazoa; Chordata; Mammalia; Carnivora; Felidae. The coding region runs from base 96 to 1169 and encodes 357 amino acids. The record is from RefSeq and is a predicted model, not a curated record. The transcript is spliced from 5 exons. Gene Ontology annotation, molecular function: glucose-6-phosphatase activity.